This is a messenger RNA of Corylus avellana, 1537 nucleotides long. RefSeq names its product triacylglycerol lipase OBL1-like. The record is from RefSeq and is a predicted model, not a curated record. Lineage: Eukaryota; Viridiplantae; Streptophyta; Magnoliopsida; Fagales; Betulaceae. Gene Ontology annotation, biological process: lipid metabolic process. Gene Ontology annotation, molecular function: triacylglycerol lipase activity.
AUGGCGCCUUAUGAGACACAAUUCUCAGACCAUCAUAUGUUGCUCAAGCCAGAACAUGCAAGUUUAUGUGAUCUUGUUCGGUUUCUACUUUUCUCUACAUCAGAAACGAGUAACAUCCACUACACGAAAGAACGAAAGGAAGAUUUUUGGCGCCGAUGGUACAUAUUCAACUCCCUCUUUGCGCAGAAACUCCUCCUUUCUUGGGGAAAGCCCAUGGUUCAAGUGGGGUAUAAGCUGGAGCUCUGGUUGAAUCUUCUUCCACAAAAUGGUGGAUUUCUCAUGCUCUUGUCAAAUUUCUUAAAAGGAAAUGUGGUGUGGCCGGAUAGUUCAUCGGCGACGUUCACAUCUGUGGUGGGAAAUCUUGAUCAAAGAAAGGAAUUAGACAAAAACAUCAGACCUGAAAACCCAAAAUAUAACGGUUCCCUUGCUAUGAUGGCCUCCAAAUUGGCAUACGAAAAUGAAGCAUUCGUUCAAACCACAAUCAAAGAUCAGUGGGGUAUGGAAUACUUGGGGUUCUACAACUUCUGGAACGAUUACAUGGGAAAAGUUUCGACUCAAGCCAUGAUGUUCCAAGAUACAAGAGUUCAACCUAACCUGCUCGUGGUUGCAUUUAGGGGUACCAGCCCAUUCGAUCCAGUAGCAUGGCAGACAGACGUCGAUCUCUCGUGGUUUAAGCUCGAAGGCGUGGGUAAGAUUCAUGGUGGCUUUUUUAAAGCUCUGGGCCUGCAAAAGGGCAAAGGGUGGCCCAAAGAAAUACAACAAGGAAGUAAGCAACCACAAUAUGCUUACUAUGUAAUCAGACAAAGGCUGAGAGAAAUAUUGGAAAAGAAUGAGAGUGCGAAAUUUAUAUUGACGGGGCAUAGCUUGGGAGGAGCAUUGGCAAUUCUGUUUGUGACUGUUCUGGCAAUGCACGAGGAGGAAUUGUUGUUGAAUAGGUUGGAGGGGGUUUACACUUUUGGGCAGCCAAGGGUGGGAGACAAGCAACUCGGAGAUUAUAUGAAGGAGAAGUUGAAGGAGUAUAAUGUCAGGCAUUUGAGGUAUGUUUACUGCAAUGAUUUGGUACCUAGGAUCCCUUAUGAUGAUGAAAAUGAUCUCUUUUUUGAGCAUUGGGGGCCCAGCCUCUACUACAAUAGCUUUUAUAAAGGAAAGGUAGAAUUGGAGCCAAAUAAGAACUACUUUGCAUUAUUAUGGGUUAUACCGAAGUGCGUAAACGCAGUUUGGGAGUUGGUCCGGAGUUUCAUAAUUCCAUACAUAAAGGGUCCCGACUACAAAGAGAGUUGGUUAAUGAAAAUGAUUAGGGUGGCUGGAUUGGUGUUUCCCGGAUUCGCAGCACAUUGUCCUCAAGAUUAUGUUAAUGCUACCCGAUUGGGGUCCUUGGCUCUAGACGGCCUCCAAAACCCAAUUCAUCAAAGAGAUUCUAAAGUCGUUGAUUGACCAGCUAGACAACAAUAUGUCAUACCUUUCAAGUUUUCGUUGUGGUAACCGGCAACCGGCAACCGACAACUUCUUCUUAAUUAGUAAGAUGUACUUUGAAAGG